AUGGUGGCAAUGAAUUGUAGGCAUCUAACGAGUCGAAGCACUCGAGGCAAAGACGGGAUACAGAUAGCGUUUGGAGCAACACAAGGUUCACAUAUUAGUGUACAUCCUGGCCCGGUCCCUACUCGGUCUUCACAAGUUCAAUUGAACUUCCUAGUUGUCGGUGUCUGCUACGGAAAUAGCGUAUAUACCGCCGAAGGUUUAGAGCCUCAAGUGGGGUCGAUCAUAGCGGUAAGUGGCCUUCAGGGGCAGUUGGGAGUGAGAGCACAGGUACCGUCGUCUUCGACAGUCUCAUUGUCCAUGGUCUCAGGAUGUGAUAUAAAGCCCUAUCGGGUGAUAUCUGCCUAUCCUGUUGGACAUGAUGAAAAUGAUAGGGCUCAUCUCAAGUCAUCGGGUGGCGCACGCCGUACUGAACGGUGGCGACAGGCACCAAGUGGCCCUCACACAUUGCUCAAGCUUGGGAUCGAAGGUCGGGGAGAUUCCGGGGGGAAUUUAAGCGCUCCACGCCAUCCGUCCCAUUUUUACGACCGUUCGGUUUGCUGGAGUGUUAGCGCCUUUGGAAUCACCUCUUCGGCGGUAGUGGCCGGUGGCAUUAGUCACGCUUACUGGCAUGGCCGCAGAGUUUAG
This is a messenger RNA of Pisolithus orientalis, 624 nucleotides long. RefSeq lists its product as uncharacterized. The transcript is spliced from 9 exons. Bases 1 to 624 code for a protein of 207 amino acids. The record is from RefSeq and is a predicted model, not a curated record. Lineage: Eukaryota; Fungi; Basidiomycota; Agaricomycetes; Boletales; Pisolithaceae.